AGGGGCUGCUGCAGGCUCCAGCACCGCCGCCGCCUUCUCCGGGCACCGGCAGCGCGGAGCGGGAGGGCUGGGGCGCGGCGGAGGAUCUCGGGCUUCUCUCCUUCUCCGUGCGUGUGUGUGUGCGUGUCCGUGUGUGCGUGUCCGUGUCCGUGUGUGUGUGUGCGUGUGUGUGCGGUGGUGUUGUUGCCCUGGAUCAGGCUUUUCCACGUCAUGAAAAUGAGCUUCAAGAAGGGGAACAAAUGAAGGGGGCGCGCUUGGCACCGGGUCGGGGGCGCGCAUUUGGGAAGCCCUGACUAUACAUUUUUUUUUUUUUUUCCCCUCCCCUGCCUUUUUUAAUUUUUUUUUUUUUUUUUUUUUUAAAGAGGGAAGGAGGGGGCUGGUUGGCGGAGAGGAAGGGAAGUGGGAAACGAGCGGAUGGGGGAGGAAAAAACCCAAGAAGAAGCAGAGAGGAAAAAGCCGCCGGGAUGGGUCACAAUUUGCACCCCCCCCCCUCCCUUUCUAAACAAAAACCCCAAAAAGACAAAAAAAAAAAAAAAAAAGCCCAACUCUAGAGGAAAUCAAAGAUGCUCUGACCGCAAGCUCCAGCCGAGCUGCCGGGGCUGCGGCGGGGAGCAGCCCGGUGGGCCCCGGAGAGGGACACCGCUGUCCCGGCCCGGCCACCCCGGCUCCCCCCCGCCGCGCACCCCUGCGCUGCCAGCGCCUCUUCCUCCUCCUCCUCCUCCUCCUCCUCCUCCCCGUCCUCCUCUCCCUCGGUUUCUCCUUCUUCCCUCCUGUCCCGGUGCCGUCGCCGCGGCUCCAGCCUCUCCGCCUUUUCCAGGAUCCAGCUGCCUCCCUCCCGCCAGGGAGGCAAAGCCAAAAAAAAAAAAAAAAAAAAAAAACCAAAAAAAAACCUCGGGGGAAAACACCCGGCACCUUUCGCAUCCUUCCAACCCCGGCGCGGCCGCUACCGCGGAAUGUGCGCGGAGGCGGAGGACCGCGCCCGCGGAGGGCAGCGCCGCCGGCCGGUAUCUGCCCGCCCCGGGAGCCGCAGGCAGUUCAUUUACCAAACAGACAGAGAAACAAAAUUACCAGGUGGAAUUUACCUACAGUCCUUCUUUGGAGGAGAAUAUUUCUGUUAAGAUCUAUGUCACAUUGUGCCAGCACUGUUUCAGGGACCACGACCUCCCUUGCUAUUACAUCAACGGUUCAGACUCAUUUCAAGGGGACCCGAACUCGAUGCAGAGGGCUGUCCUGUCCCCCUCGAGUCAAUGCGAAGGUUUCAUUGCCAGCUGGAGGAUCACAUUUGGACGGAGAAGAAAUUGGGGCACCAGGUUAGCGGCAGAGCUGCCUCCCAGCCCAGGAUGAGACAGGGGGCAAGUAGGUAUCUUCAAAGCAAACCUCUUUCUCUCCAUGAUUUUCACCUACCAUAGCAUCAUAGCAUCAUCAUUAUCAUCACAAAUAACAAAAACAACAACAACAACAAUAAUAAUAACAACAGUAACAACCUUUCACUAGUUCUUCCUAAGUCUUGAUCAUUAUUAUAUGCAUCUUUCCAAACUAUUUUUUUGCCCUUUGCUUUGCAUUUGAAGUUGCAGCAACUCCCAGUUGAGCUGAGGCAAUGCCACAGCAUAAUUUCUGCCAUACAUGCACAUACGCAGCAAGGCAAGGGUGAUACAGGACACAAACCUACAGGAGUAGGUGGACAAUAAAUAAUUGUUACUUCUUUAUAGCCACUCGUACCUUACAGAGGUCUCCAAUUUGUCCUCACUCUGAAUUAUUGGCCUUUGCUGAUGAACAUAAUCCUAUGAGUAGUUAUUCACAGACAUAGUUCUUUUAUACUAGGUGCAACAUGAAGGUUAGUUAGACAUAGGUCUGAUUGCCUUCCUGCUCCCGUCACUUGAGGCAUGCCCUUAUUUCUCCACGCAGAGCCAAGGCUUAGACGAGCCUUUAGCACGGUAGCGGAUUUCCCAGGUACACAGGUGACUGCUAAAUGGCCCUAAAGUUAGAGCGAGAGAAAGGGAGAGCCAAGUAAGUAGAGCAGCAAAUUCUCCAGGUUAAGAUGACAGACGGGUUAAGAUGACAGACAUUGUUCCCCCUCCUACUUAGCUAUAUUUAUUUUUUCACUGGAUUUUCUCCUCUUCUGGGUCUCACUGUACCCUGCAAUGUCACGGAAAUGUGUUAGGAAAGCUCUGCUACCCAGGGAAGGGCAUAGUCUUAAAACUUGUGCACAGGGAGGAAACCAGAUAGGAAUAUCUGGAGCUUACAGACAGCUGAAUACUAACUUAUAUGAAUUUGAAGGAGGGUUGGAAAGAGACUCUCGACUGUCUGACAGUUGUAUGUCACGCCGGGGAUAAAGACUACUUCCACUUCAAGUUUGUAGCACAGGUAUUCCCGGCAACAAAAGCAACAUCUCCCGACACAUUGGGGGUAGUAAUGGUUUCGAGUUGCUCACAUGCUCCCAGUGAAGUCUAUUGGUGGUUAUUUCAGUCCAACACAACUUCAUAACCUCAUCUUACAUUAUCACAUUUUGUAGAAACACCAAGACACCACAUUGCAACAAAUUUGCCUUGCAACUGACAGUGUCAAAAUGAUCGGUACCUAGGAAGGGAGGCGUUAGAUGUGUGUAUUUCCAUCCUGUCUUCAGCAGAUUAUAGCACGUUUUAAAGUUACUGCGAUACUUACAGGAUUAGAAAAGAGAAAGGAACAUUUCCAGCCCCCCCCAGCCCCUCUUGUGUAACCCUGAGGACCGAACUAGAGCACUGGCCACUUCUUGUUUAAGGCUUGUUUCAGUCUAAGGCUCCUGGAAGUCCAUGUGCUAAAAUACACGUUUGUUCUUACUUUCUUCCAUGAAGGUAACCUCGCUCUGACAGAAAGCAGUCCCUCAAAGAAUCUUUGGCUAAUUUUAGAAACGCAGGGCUAACUUGCCCCAUUUAUUGCGGGUGUAAGGAGAGAAAGAGCCUUUCUGCACUAAGCCCUUUUUUCUCUGUUUGUACCAGUGCGAGUGAGGAAAGAGCCUGACUUUAACAGAACAGAUAAAAAUAAAACCGGCGAUGGACAAAGCCAAUUAUGUUCCCCAUUGCCUAGGGAUGGGCAACCUAAUUUGCAGCUGACAGUGAUUUGAUGGACCGAACCAUCCUUUUUCUGAUCCAGCAUUUGGAGUAAUUUUUAUUGUAAACCAAUCAUUACAAUGUAGGACUCUCAGUACCAUCAGUGUCACCAUGACAAAUUCCCACAUCAGUGUUAGUGUUGCUGCUAGGGUUUUUCCUCCCAUCCUUCACUGCCUGACAUGUUCUGGGAGGUGCUGGACGUGGCACACCAUGGCCCUGUCCUCAGCGCGAGCCCUGGGCAGAACAGCUAAUGGGUCGUGUGAGAGGGACGGUG
Messenger RNA from Aquila chrysaetos chrysaetos, 3360 nucleotides. Its product is annotated as WAS/WASL-interacting protein family member 3-like. NCBI's taxonomy places the organism in Eukaryota, Metazoa, Chordata, Aves, Accipitriformes, Accipitridae. The transcript has 3 exons. Bases 415 to 1344 code for a protein of 309 amino acids. The record is from RefSeq and is a predicted model, not a curated record.